AUGCAAAUCACCGGCAAAUCCGAAUUGAUGAAAAAUCAGAAGCACGCAGAGGUCUUGUCUCCAACCAAGACCUUUGAUGUGCUUCAGACGCCGGAAGGGGACUCCCUCUUUUUCUCAAUUGGCACAGACAACAUCUUCUAUGUUACCCGAGAAGUCAAUCAGACUCAAACGGGAUGGACUCGCGUGGAUCUGUCAAGCCCGAUUUCCACGCUGCAGGGCGGAGCUGCCAUUGUCGUCAAGACUUUUGCGCUUGCCCAGAAUCCCAAGACGCAAAUGUUUGAUGUGGCUGUCGUCAUCACCAUCUCGGGCAAUGAUCUGCUCUACAUGUCAACCAACCACAGCAAUACUGCGGCUGACUGGGCUUCCGGCAUAACAUGGACCGAGAUCCCUUUUGACGCCGCUGGGGUAUCGAUUCCGAACCCGCUGGUUGUCUCGGACGUCUAUCUUAUGACCAUUGCCAAUCCAGAUGAUGAGUCGCAGCCGGGAACUUUAACUUGCUUUGUCGAUGUGAUUCAUAGUCCCACGAACGACCUUGACCGAUAUUAUGUCCUGUCAAGUGGCCUUACCAAGUGGGUUCGCCACCCUUGGGCUAUAAAUCUGGGGGCAGGAUUGAUAGACAGCUGCCUCGGGCGACGCACGGGAGACGAGAUACCAGGUAUCUAUACUUUUGGGAGCUUGGAAGGCACAAAAGAACUCAUCUUUGUCCCGGAGUACAACUUCUGGGACCAGAAUUUACAGCCUCCACUUGCGCGAUUACAGUUGCCACAACAGCCAGGAACUAUAGCCUCGGCACUCAACAGCUCGGGCUAUUCCAACCUGUUCGUUGCCGCGGCAUCGGGCCUGUACGUGUUCGCUCCGAACGCUCAAUAUGAUGGCGCCUCUGGGACCUUGGUUGUGCCCGACGCAACCAUAGGGGGCGUCGAUUUGUUUGCCAACAUAACUUCGCUUGCAGCCUACACUGCGGGCAACAAGACCGUGGUUUGGGCCUUGGGACAACAAGGCCAGCUUUUCCAUGUCGAUUGUACAGCGGGAGAGGAGACGACGCCAUCGGCCUGGUCAACUCCAGUCCCUUUCUCCGCCAACAUCAACCAGUUUGCGUUCUUCCUGAACGCGGCUUCGACAAACAUCGUCUUAUUCGCAUACUCGUCUGGUCAAGACAUUUUACAAUUCACUCAGCAGCCUUCGGGAGAGUGGGUUCAACGACACAUUUUGAUGCCACCCAGCGAAUCGAGCAAAUAUGUUGAGUUUACCAGCUUCACUACCCGCAUUGCUUUGCAGGAUGAUUAUGGGUCUCCGAUUCCAUUCCAAAACAUGAACAUCACCUCCGAGGUCCCAGUGUCUGUUUACAUCAACGACACAUAUCAUGUGCUAGGUCCCACUGUUCCUGUCACCGUCCAGACAGAUUGCGGAGGCUCGGUAACCGUCAUUCAAGAAACAAAUACGCUCGGUGCUGUCAAGCUCACGGCAACCGUCGAUGGUCCAAGUCCUGUUAGCAGUACAGUCGAUCCGCUCAUCAAAGCCAGCGCAAAGCUUCAGUCCAUUCAAUCUGGUGAUGAUCUUGCCAACAUAACCAUCCCUACCGACGAUGGCUCCCAGAAGCCCUUGAUCUCCAGCAAUGUCAGCAGUGACACGCGGAAUGCUGCCGCACAAGCCCUGACGCAGCUCAUGCAAGCCAAAUCCGGCAUUGAUGCAAAAUCUCUGUCCAAUACCACAGUCAACGGAACAGGGGGCUCUGUGGAUCCUCCGUCCUCAACCACAGCCUCAGCCAACCCUCAAAGCAACCCGCCCACUGUAGAUGCAAACAUGCCGACUGCGCCUUCGCUCACAGGCUCUUCUACUUCGACGGUCGAUUUGCUGGAGCAUAGUGUUGAGAUAGCGGCCGAAGACUUCUUCCAGUUCUUGAAGCUCGCAACGCAGACAGUCUCGGAGUUCGUCGUGCACUUUGCGAACGAGGCGUGGCAUUUUGUCGCCACGAUUGGCACUGACGUGUAUCACGCAGUGCUCGACACGGUGGUGGCCGUUGUCAACGCCGUCGAGUUUGUCUUCCAGAAGUUGGAAGUGGCCUUUGAGGAUCUAUUUCGCUGGCUGGGCUUCAUCUUCUCCUGGCAGGAUAUCAAGCGGUCCCACAGCGUCAUGAAGUAUACCUUGAAGGCUCAGAUCCAGAAUUUCAUCAAUUCUAUUGAUGUCAUGGCCACAAAUAUAGACACCUUCUUCGUCGACGCUGAGAAUAUUGUGAAUGGGUGGGCUGGUGUGACCGACCCCGGCGAGAGUAUAGGGACGCAACAGAAGCAGACCAACCAAGUUCAAGGCUCAGACAGCCCGCAAGCUCACUGGGCGCUCUAUCACACGCAAAACGGCACCGAUUCGGCUCAGGUCACUAGCUCUGAGCAGCCAGGGGGAGAUCUCUCGUCCGUUGAAAAGAUUCUCGCCGACUUGGAUGCCCUGGUGACUGAUCAAAUUGAUGAUAUCAAAACGGUUGCGAUACAGAUCAAGACUGAAAUUGCCGAUCAUAUCCAUGACCUCACACCGAUUGAGAUUAUCCAAAAGAUUCUCGCAAUCGCCGCAGAUCUGCUACUCAAAACUGCAAAGGACGUACUAGUCACAGUCCUCGACGUCUUCAAGCUCAUCGUCCAAGAGGCGUUCAAUAUGUUUGACUCUCCACUGAAUAUACCCGUUCUUUCUCAAGUCUACAAGCUCAUCACCGGGGACGAACUGACCAUCAUUGAUUUGGUCUGCUUGGUCUCUGCAAUUCCAGCUACCAUCAUAUAUAAGAUUAUAUGCGGCAAAGCGCCUUUCCCGGACGAUGCGACCGUUCAGUCUUAUACUGGAAGCGGAACGAUUCAGCCAAUCAGCAUUCCAUCGUUGAGUUCAAUUCCCCAGCAAGCGACAACGAGCGCAGCCUCCUUUAUUCAGAUUCCGCAACAGUAUGCCAUGCGCGAAGCCGUAAACGGUGUACCCCCAAAGACCAUGAUUCUCUCCGCAGACGAGACUUCACCGAGUGCAGCUGAACCCGCGGCUGCCCCAACCUCAGACCAAUCUCAAGAGUCCAGUUCCCUAGAAACACUUCAGGUUUUCUUCAACUAUAGUACAGUCGGCAGCGGCAGUCUACUGGCUAUGCUAUCUCUGCCAAAACGUAGAUUCCUCCGUGCCAACUUUCAGCAACGUGCCAACCCACAGCCCGCCCAGAAUGCACAACCUCAAGCAGGGGGUAACCCUUUGCAACAACCCCUUCUCGGCCAAGCAGGAGGUGGCAAUGGCGGAAAUCCAGGACCCGCCGCAAUGAUUCAACCUCCUCCGCCUUUGGGUGCAUGGGUCGAAUAUGGUUACGCAGGUGUCUACUUGGCGUACAUGUUCCCCAACUUCCUGUACAGCCUCCCACUACAAUGGUAUCAGGGGUUGAAUGUCACCAUUGCCGCCAUCGACGCAGUUAAGGCGCUCGCAGACGCCACCGGCAAGAUGGACCAUUGCAUUCCGAGGUGGACUGAAGUUGUUUCGCCAGUCGUGGAAUUCGUGAUCAACACAAUCUGGCUGGUCCCCGCUAUAGCAAGCUAUCAAGAUACACCACAACCAACGGCCAAGGAUGAUUACGGUCUAGCAGCUAACGUGUUCUUCGAUUUCGGUGGUAUCAUAACGCCUGCCACAACCCCUUAUAUUUGCGAAAACCCACCGCUCAACCUGGCUGCUUUUCUUGCGACCCUCGGAUCGAUUGCUGGGUACGCAAGUUUUUCAUCGGCCACGGCAUACGCAAUGACGCACCAAAAGUGA
Messenger RNA from Ilyonectria robusta, 3765 nucleotides. RefSeq lists its product as uncharacterized. The coding region runs from base 1 to 3765 and encodes 1254 amino acids. The record is from RefSeq and is a predicted model, not a curated record. The transcript has a single exon. NCBI's taxonomy places the organism in Eukaryota, Fungi, Ascomycota, Sordariomycetes, Hypocreales, Nectriaceae.